AUGAUACUGCUGAUUCACAAGAUCCCGAAAACGAUCUCACAAAUAUAAUUUACGACCACCUUCCGACUGCCGAAGCUGAAGUGCCAAGAGAAACCAUCGCGCUUGGUGAUGAUAGUUAUGACGAAGGAAGUGGCGAAAGUGAAUAUGAAGAAGAGGAAUCAUACAUCGUCCUUGACUUGGGAACAGAGGUUACACUGGACAUGAUAACGACCAAUGACAGCUUAGUGAAAAACAUUUAUAAUCCUAGUACAUAUCAUUUCACUUCAUUUGCAGCCUCAAAUUUUCCCGUGCGAUCACCCGAAAAAGACAAUGGUGAAGAAGGCAGUGGUACUCAGGACGGCGAUAGUUCUUCGGCUAGGAAGGUUGCGGUAGGUGAUGAGGGUGAUGAGGGUGAUGGAAACCAGCGAUCCAAAAAGGAAGAGAUAACAUACUCAUUGAUCGGACUGGACACCGAAAAUCCCAGGUUACGUAUUGGUAACAUGCAUUUCAAAGGGGAAUACGAUGAGUCCGUCGGAACCGAUCUGAUCUUUUUGCAAGAUCCCGAUCCUUCCAAUCCCCGACAACAAAUGCUUACAUAUGAUUGUCAUACCACCAAGAAAAUUGUCUUUUCCAGGGUUUCACUGCAACCCACCAAUAAAUCAAUGGAUAAAGACGAAUCUGACAAAUUGGAAGAUGAAUAUAGCUUCAAAGGCGGUGGGAAUUAUUGGGACGACAUGUCAAAUUCAAGUGCUAUCGAAAAACAGUGUUCACAGGAGGCCGCUUCGGUUAUCAGUCGAGAGGAUGUUAACGACGGCCAGGAAAAUCCGCGUGUUGACAAAGGGAAAGGAAAGGAGGUCGAUCGAAGUGGGGUUGAGGAGGCGAAUAAUAGAAUGCUGGUGGAGGAAACGAAUUUUGAUGAUGUAUAUUAA
Acaulospora colombiana is the source of this 908-nucleotide messenger RNA. The record is from the annotation of a GenBank genome assembly. NCBI's taxonomy places the organism in Eukaryota, Fungi, Glomeromycota, Glomeromycetes, Diversisporales, Acaulosporaceae.